This is a messenger RNA of Amoebophrya sp. A25, 2610 nucleotides long. The record is from the annotation of a GenBank genome assembly. Lineage: Eukaryota; Dinophyceae; Syndiniales; Amoebophryaceae.
GCUGCAGAUACAACACUACUUCUUCCAUUGCAUCAAACACAGAGAAUUCGGAGUCGAGAUUUAUCUUUGUGUUUCGGAAAUUCUUUCCGAGUAGGCAAUUUGCUGAAAUCUAAACGUGUUAGUAGGACAUUCUGAUAGAUUUGAUAUCUUCUUCGUUCUAGUAAGCGAAUCGCUAGGUUCAACAAAAUGGCCGACGAAGAAGUGCAAGCUCUCGUGGUGGACAACGGGUCCGGUAUGUGCAAGGCCGGAUUUGCGGGUGACGAUGCUCCGCGUGCAGUCUUUCCGUCCAUCGUCGGACGCCCGAAGAUGCCGGGUAUCAUGGUCGGUAUGGACCAAAAAGACUCUUACGUAGGUGACGAAGCGCAAUCCAAACGAGGUGUCCUCACGCUGAAGUACCCGAUCGAGCACGGCAUUGUGACCAACUGGGACGAUAUGGAGAAAAUCUGGCAUCACACCUUCUACAACGAACUCCGUGUUGCUCCGGAAGAGCACCCAGUGCUGCUAACCGAGGCUCCGCUGAACCCGAAGGCGAAUCGUGAGCGCAUGACGCAGAUCAUGUUCGAGACCUUCAAUUGCCCGGCAAUGUACGUUGCGAUUCAGGCAGUCAUGUCGCUGUACGCUUCUGGUCGUACCACAGGAAUCGUCAUGGACUCCGGUGAUGGUGUCUCCCACACUGUGCCGAUCUACGAGGGUUACGCUCUCCCGCACGCCAUCUUGCGUCUGGAUUUGGCUGGUCGCGACCUGACCGAGUACAUGAUGAAGAUCUUGACCGAGCGUGGUUACUCCUUCACCACCACCGCCGAGCGCGAGAUCGUGAAGGACUUGAAGGAGAAGCUCACCUACGUUGCGCUGGACUUCGAUGCCGAGAUGAAGCAGGCUGCGCAGUCUUCUGAGAACGAGAAGACCUUCGAGCUGCCCGAUGGCAACGUCAUCACUGUCGGUAACGAGCGCUUCCGGUGCCCGGAAGUGCUGUUCCAGCCCUCCUUCAUCGGUAAGGAGUCGUCCGGUAUCCACGACACGACCUUCCAGUGUAUCAUGAAGUGCGAUGUCGAUAUCCGUAAGGAUCUCUACGCCAAUAUCGUGCUCUCGGGUGGUACCACUAUGUUCCCGGGAAUUGGCGAGCGCAUGACGAAGGAGAUUACCGCUCUUGCCCCCUCCACGAUGAAAAUCAAGGUCGUCGCACCGCCGGAGCGUAAAUACUCUGUGUGGAUUGGCGGAAGGUAAUCCUUACAGUAAAUAUGAAGUAGAAGGCUGCAUGGUUAUUCUGAGCAGCGCGUGAUCUCAUUACAAACACAAUCACAUUUUUUUUUGAAGCGGUAAAGACAACGACUUUGACUCAUUUCAUGCUACUGUCUUCUCAUCCAAUACCGAUUUUCACUCAAUGUUUAUAACCAUGUCCUCAUCUUCAUCACCAACUAAAAUUUUAUACAGCAUCCUGUCAUCGCUGUCGACGUUCCAGCAGAUGUGGAUCUCGAAGAACGAGUAUGACGAGUCCGGUCCAACCAUUGUUCACCGCAAAUGCUUCUAAGUAUUUCGACUGGGUCAAGAAAACGAUAACGAGGUCAGAUGACUUACUUGUAUGGUCAAUAUACUGUUACUGCAUGAGAAAGUAUCGGGGAGCUUUUUUUGGCAGAGUGUUGCCAUAGACUUGGGGAAAAAUUAUGAGUUAAUAAAUAGGUUAAUUUUUAUCUUGUUAGGACUACUUUUAUUAAUAUUCCGAUGAAAUGCAUGGAGGCAUUUACCGAUCGUUUUUGAGUUGGCGAUCAUGAUGACAAAAAUAUAUGUUAAUGACUUUGACAUUAUGUUGUUGAUAGUGGAUAUCACUAGAGGGGUUGAUAGAAGAUAAUAUGGAAAACAAGUGUAAAUUUAGCUCAUGUGUCACAUCUACAUCAUAGAACAUACAACCGUAGUUUUCUUUACAGAAAUGAAUUAUAUUAAUAUAUGAAGUGCUUUCGUUCUUCGAUGAGAAUAGAGAAGAAACACUAUAACCUACUGUGGAAACUUCUCAGGGUGUUCUUAUUUCCCCGAGAAUGCCACAUCCACGUGCAAAUUGAUGAGUUGGUAUGUCAAUAUUAUUCAUCUAAGUACUUACACGAAGAUAGAAAUAAUGCCUGAAAACGAGUUUCAUGAAAGGUUCUAAAACCGCUAUUAUCUACUUCAUCUAAAAGACAUGAUUGUCUCCAUGUUUCCAUCGAGAAAAGAAGUUGUUAGAAAAUAAGGUGGGAUCUCGAAGGAGCUUGUUGCUAGUGCGCCAAUAUCAUUAUUCAUCCUAGUGCAGUUGAUGUGUGCUUACAGACAUUUGCAGAUUCAUGCAACUCUGUUUUCGUGUCAGAGCGAAUGUCCUUAGCAUACAACUUCUAGGCAGAUCGUAAAAAAAUGUGCGUGGUGUGAAUAAUCGUUGUUAACACGGAGAAAAGGUACUGGAGAACGAGAAGUGCGGUUCCACGUCUGGUGGUGCAAACGUCGCAGGGAACAAGAAAAAACAUGGUGUCUUGUAUUUCUUUGGUAUUUCGCCGAGUGUGGCGACGAAUGAUCAUGCUACAGCAAGAUAAUACCUAAGAAAAACCUUUAGAAGGUUUUUCUGUCCCCUGUUCCUAGGUCACUUGCUCC